AAAAUACAGCUUCCACACCUCUGAUACUCGAAACAGGAAAAAAAUGUCAUCUUCUACCUCCUUCGCUGCCCUUCUCCUCCAUGGCCACCUCCACUCCCCUUCCCCUCCGUCAAAGGCGCGACCUUUCCUAGCACCCCCCAGCAACCCAUCCCGACCCUCCGCCUCCGCCUCCGCUCGGCCAUCCCCGGCACGGCCGCCUCUCCUCGCCGCCACCGCCGCAGCUUCCGGCGGGGAGCGGGACAACCGUGUGCAGGAGCUGAGGGUGCCCGAUUCUUGGCUGACGCCUGAGGGAGCGGUGCAGGAAUCGGAGUGGCUGAGGGAGACGCUGCACAAGUGGCUGGACGACGAGUACUGCCCGGAGCCGGCGAACGUGGACAUCAGCCGCACCGCCGCGCGGUCGUACGGCGAGUCCCUGGCGGCGGGGCAGUCGGACCUCGGGGAGAUCCUGCUGAAGAUGGCCGGCGACCUCGAGGCGCUGUCGUACCGGGAGAGCUUCCACGGCGCCUUCUCCGCCGCCAACGCCGCGGUCCGCCUCAUCACGCAGAGGAUGGAGGAGGAGGAGGAGCUAUCCGGCGAUGACGAUGGCCAGUGAACUGUGCUGAUCCAAUCCAAUGCGCGCGAGAUUGUUCAUGGCUGGCUGGGCUGGCUGCUGAUCAGUUCAGGCAUGAAUGCUGUGGUUCUGAAACCAGACAGUGUACCAUUCAGUCAGCAAAGGGAAGUGGUUUCGCAAAAAAAUAAAUCAAAUGGAAAUAGUCGGGAGAAAUUAAA
This is a messenger RNA of Panicum virgatum (switchgrass), 768 nucleotides long. RefSeq lists its product as uncharacterized. The transcript has 2 exons. The coding region runs from base 44 to 592 and encodes 182 amino acids. NCBI's taxonomy places the organism in Eukaryota, Viridiplantae, Streptophyta, Magnoliopsida, Poales, Poaceae. The record is from RefSeq and is a predicted model, not a curated record.